Molecule: messenger RNA, 1635 nt
Organism: Schistocerca americana (American grasshopper)
Lineage: Eukaryota; Metazoa; Arthropoda; Insecta; Orthoptera; Acrididae
Product: methionyl-tRNA formyltransferase, mitochondrial
Exons: 6
Coding region: 293-1453 (386 amino acids)
Biological process (GO): conversion of methionyl-tRNA to N-formyl-methionyl-tRNA; biosynthetic process
Cellular component (GO): mitochondrion
Molecular function (GO): methionyl-tRNA formyltransferase activity
Source: RefSeq, a predicted model, not a curated record
AAUUUGACUUUUAAAGAGGGCGGUUGUACGAUGCCCUUUUGGUGUGUUACUACCCUAGGCAGUAAAGCUGCACAGUGCACAUCUGGAACGUUGAUAGUUAUGCGAUGCAACACAUGGGAUUCCUUGUGUUUAGUGUGACUGUUUUCGAAGUUUACAUGUUGCUUUGUAGUCGUGUGUGUUCGGUGGAUGUUGUGAUUCUGAAGAAUGACAAAUAGCAUCUCGAACUCGGAUAGCUGCAACACAUUUAUACUCACGGAAACCUAACCUCAACAACUACUUCGUGUACUUAACCAUGAUAAUGUUGAAAGCAUAUUUGCUGCGGAAUUUGCCUGAAAAACUCUGCUACAGAUUAAAUCAUUGCGUUAGAUCUGUGAAUGUGAAACACAAAAAAUGUGAUCAAACGGUACGAUCAUACUCUACUCGCCCUAUUGCUCCUGCUUGGAAUGUUUUGUUUUUCGGCACCGAUGAUUUUUCAGCAGAAAGCUUAACAGCUCUUUGUAAUGAAAUGAAACUGCUAAGAGUCGUGGGUCAUCUAGAGGUUGUGACAUCGACAAAAUCUCGUAAACCAAACCCUGUACAGAGGAUUGCACAGCAGGAAAACCUCGCAGUUCAUCCAUGGCCGUUGGAGUCUGUGCCACCAGGAUUUCACAUUGGUCUUGUAGCAUCUUUUGGACACCUCAUUCCCAAGAAGAUAAUUGAAAUGUUCCCUUUAGGCGUUCUGAAUGUACAUGCCAGUCUCCUGCCUCGUUGGAGGGGUGCAGCUCCCAUUGUAUAUGCCGUAUUCAAUGGGGACACGAAAACAGGAGUUUCCAUAAUGCAGAUUAUGCCACACAGGUUUGAUGUUGGCCCAGUACUGAAGCAGAUGGCUUGCCCCAUAGGUCCCCACGAAACGGCAGCUGACGUCCAGACCCGCCUCGCACGGCUUGGGGCUGAAGCUCUCCUGGAAGUCGUACGACAUCUGCCUCACUCCCUGGAUGACGCCUUGCCACAGCUGGAAGAUGGGGUGACAUAUGCUCCUAAGGUGACCCCAGCCCUGUACUGCGUGGACUGGCACAAGAUGGCAGCUGCCGACGUCUACAACCUGUGCCGUGCCCUCGGCCACGUCACCUCGAACUGGCACGGCACGGCAGUCCGGCUGGCGCUUCCCGACGCACCCCCAUCAGCGCCCUCACACGUCUCCUCGCUUCCUGCGACUGCCAUCCGGGGCGGCGAUGCGGCCUCCUCGAGGACUCCACGUAGAGCACUGUCGACAGAGAGUUUUAUGGGGGAGCAAUCCACUCCAGGAAUGGUCCGCAUCCACAGGGCCGGUGCCAGGCUGAGGGUGAUGUGCGCGGAUGGCAGCUGGCUGGCCUUUGCAAAAGUCACCAUCAUUGGGAAAAAGCCCAUGUCAGCGAUUGACUUCUAUAAUGGUUUCCUGUCAAAAGUGCCUUUGGAUGAUUGGAUCCUCACAUGACCGCUGGGCGAAAUGGAAUACGUAUUAUUUGUAAUGCUGGAGUCUCAGGUGAAGAAAUAAGCUGGUUUGUGAUAAAACUUUGAGAAGAGAAUGUAAGAUGACUGUGUGAGUUAUGCACUCACAAACUGUACAUUUCUAGUCAUUCAGCUGGUUAUACAGUUUUUUAGCAAUAAAUACUUUUG